AUGGCCGACGAAAGUGAAGUCAUGAUUGGGGAGGAUGUCCUGUCGACAUAUUACUCAACAACUAGCAACUCGGACUCAUCAUCUGGAUCUGCUCCUCUCACAACGUCAACAACUUCUGCAUCUUCGUCGAACUCAUCUACGAAUCGUCACGAACCAGGGCUUCUGAAUUUCUUUCGUCGACGUAGUUGGUUUGGGUUUGGUGGAGCUGCUGAAUAUGCAAAAAAGAAAGAAGACGUAGAUACGAUCCAAGAAAUUAUCAAGUGCUACCAAAACAAUGAUGUACCAGGAAUGGAAAAAUUUGUUCAUGAGGAAACGAAAAUCACAGUGUGCGAAACAGAGAAAUGGAAAGACGGAGAAGGCAUGUGGUGGGAUGAUGAAGAGGUACUUCGUCCGAAAAGAGUCGAAGAGAAUCUGAAAGAAGUUCCGUUCGGCAAGAACACGCCUCAUCCAAAAAAGGGAGUUUCGAUGUUGCCUCCCCGUGUGUUGAAAGCGGUUCGAUUCGAUGUGGAAAAUACUCCGGAAGACCGUGAAAAUCGACCAUUCACUCCUCUUUUCACCAGCACACCGAAACACUUCGGAACUGAAUGCGACAGCGAUGAUGAACUGAGACCUCUCAGAGAAUGUGAUUCAAACACUGUUCUUUUACCAGUUGCCGUUCACAAUAACACCUCUUCGAUUCUUCUGGCUAGUACCUCUGUGAUGACAAGUUUGAAUAAGUGUCACCAAGAAACCACAGAUGCUCUUUGCUUGCCGUUCAAUAAAAACAUUUACAAAAUUUGCUACGACGACACUGAUGAAGAAGAAGUUGCAGAAGAAGCACUUCCUUCGGAAACGCCUACUCCAAGUCGGGGAACGUUUGUCGUGGAAAUGGAGGGUUCUGAACCGAGUUCUAAGACUAUGAGUGGGCGUGAUCAAAGUUUCGAUCAACUGGACAUAUCGACUGAUUCGAGCGUUAUUCUGAAUCUGGAUUGCAUUGACAACUACAUCCAACGUCUUGACGAUGAAAUCGCUGCAGCAAAUCGAUUUGCUCGAGAGAAAGACAUGGUCCGAGCUAUGGGAGCUGUACAACAGGCUAGACUUCUCCAGGAACGAUUUGAACAAAUGAAUGACGCCAUUAACGAAAUGUGCAGCAAGCUCCCGGAUGAUUUCGAGUGUCCAAACGCAGUGGAAGAUGACAAGAGCUAUCAUGACUUGUCGGCAGUGUUCGAAGAUUCGCAAUGGGGAGCAAGGCUUGGUUCUGAAGCUGGAAGUUUCAAUGGAAGUCAGCUGUAA
Molecule: messenger RNA, 1272 nt
Organism: Caenorhabditis briggsae
Lineage: Eukaryota; Metazoa; Nematoda; Chromadorea; Rhabditida; Rhabditidae
Gene: Cbr-kca-1
Product: Protein CBR-KCA-1
Exons: 3
Coding region: 1-1272 (423 amino acids)
Source: RefSeq, a predicted model, not a curated record